Orbilia oligospora ATCC 24927 is the source of this 1212-nucleotide messenger RNA. RefSeq lists its product as uncharacterized. Lineage: Eukaryota; Fungi; Ascomycota; Orbiliomycetes; Orbiliales; Orbiliaceae. The transcript has 2 exons. The coding region runs from base 1 to 1212 and encodes 403 amino acids. The record is from RefSeq and is a predicted model, not a curated record.
AUGUUCUCAAUUUUGAAAACUCUUUCAAAGGUGUAUUGUGUGACAGCUAUAUACAUCUUUCUUAUAGCACCAAACCCUUUGUUUUCGGUCCCGACACCUCAAGAUCUAGAGGCUGCCAAUGAAGCAAUAACGGACAAAAUCGCAAGUGUCCCUCGACAGAAUCCCCCCAAGAACUCGAAUGAGACGGCGCAAGAUGGAAGAGCUACCACCGGGCCAAACUCCACCAUCACCUACUCCCAGGAAUUAGAGGGCACAAAGUCUCUCAUGCCAUCGAUGCUUUCGAUUAGUCCUCGUGUUGAUGUUCCGGAAAGUUUUUUUUAUCAAAGGCUUUCGGUUGAUUGUAUAGGUCACCAAGUUGUAAUAGACGGUAGGUUCACGCAAAUACAGGACUUCAGAAUACCCCCGACGGACUAUGUUCAGCGCGAUGAGAAUGGGGAGGUGUCGCGGUCGGAUCAGAGGUCGAUACAGAUAAGAAUUACAAGGUGCAGAACGGGGUGCCGCUGCAACUCGAACGGGGAGCUACUAGGAAAUGAUGAUGUGCGCACUGGGCGCAAUUGUCAGAACCGUCGCAAAAUUCCCUUGAAAUGCCGCCUUCUUUUCGGUUGCUAUUGUAAAGUUGAAUUAGGAGAACGGCGAAGUCCAAUUGAAGGUGCUACUGUCGAAGACUUUGAAAGAAGUUUUAAUAAUCUCCCAGAUUAUGUCCAACAAAGGCUUGGCCAGAUCGAUUUUCGCCGGUUCGCAAGACCCAGUGUACGCCAGGCUCUAGACGGGAUCGAGCCAAUCGGAUCUCUAGACGAGUCAGUCUUGUUCGACGGGCCAGCCGGGUUUGUAGGCGAGCCACUCGGAUUUGUAGACCAGCCAAUCGGAUUUGUGGACCAGCCAAUCGGAUUUGUGGACCAGCCUGCAAUCGGAUUUGUGGGAGAGCCAGUAGCUGGACAAGCCGACAAUCUAAAUGUGGCACCUUUACCGCUAUACGGGAUGGAUGGCGGGGACCCAUGUCCAUGGGAGCUUGGGGCCCAAGAAGCCCUUGGCCUUGACCCCAACGAACUCGGAUUGACUAAUUGGCCAGGCUUUAGUCCCAGUGACUUCGAUUACUGGAACCAUUAUGGAGGAGGGUCUGGAGGAGGAUCUGGAGGCGGAUAUGGAGGCGGAUAUGGAGGCGGUGCCGAUAGCAUCGCCAAGCGUAGUACCGACUCAAAAUUAAAAAAAUGA